Molecule: messenger RNA, 378 nt
Organism: Acanthamoeba castellanii str. Neff
Lineage: Eukaryota; Discosea; Longamoebia; Acanthamoebidae
Product: PH domain containing protein
Exons: 4
Coding region: 1-378 (125 amino acids)
Source: RefSeq, a predicted model, not a curated record
AUGAAGCGCCAAACGUUCAACCCCACGGAAUCCUUUCUGGAGGGUUUCCUGCUGAAGCAGGGCGCAAAGGGCCUCAUCCGUAGCUUCAAGAAGCGAUGGUUUGUGCUGGUUGAUGGCAAGCUGACCUACUCGCGCUCGCCCUACAGCCCCGAGAUCGGCCAUGUCAAGAUGGAGGACUGCACCAAGUUGCUGGCCAAGACGGAGGGCAAGGAGGGCAGCAAGAAGUACAUUUUCGUCAUCCAGACCACCUUCGGCCGCGACUACACCCUCCAGGCAGCCUCUGAAACAGGCACGCAGAACACGCACGCAUCGCACACGCCAGACCACGCACCACCAAACACGCAGAACACGCACGCAUUGCACUUUCAUCAAAGCUGA